Molecule: messenger RNA, 3296 nt
Organism: Scatophagus argus
Lineage: Eukaryota; Metazoa; Chordata; Actinopteri; Scatophagidae
Product: interferon-induced protein with tetratricopeptide repeats 5-like
Exons: 1
Biological process (GO): defense response to virus
Cellular component (GO): cytosol
Molecular function (GO): protein binding
Source: RefSeq, a predicted model, not a curated record
UUGUCAUUUUUGUUCCCCACAAGCGCCACUCAGAGUCAAACAACACUGGAGUCCAAACUGGGCACUCUGGAGUGCCACUUCACCUGGGAUCUGGACCUCACCAGGUGUGAACUUUUCCUUCUCAGGGACAAGCUGGAGGACAUUGGUACUAAGGAGGGAUACAGCUGGUUGGGUCACAUUUACAACCUGCAGGGGUACAUCCAAUGCCAGCUAGGGUUUACCAGUGAUGCCUGGCGUUUCUUCAGCCGGGCUGCAGAGGCCUUCCGCCAGAUGAGAAACACCGUCUCUGAUGAGGGACCCUGGUUAGUGGUCAACAAUGGGAACCUGGCAUGGCUGCACUACCACCUUGGUGAAGAAGCUGAGAGUCAGGCUUACCUGUCAAAGAUCAGCAUCUUGAUGGACGAUUAUCCAUCUCCAUCUCAGGACGAGCUCCAUCCAGAGAUCUAUGCUGAAAAAGCCUGGACACUGAUGAAGUUCAGCACAGACAAACAGCUGUUGGCUGCAGAUUACUUCCAGAGAGCCAUCAGGAUGCAGCCGGAUAUGGUGGAGUGGCGCACCAGCCAUGUCUUAGCAUUAUUCAGUGCUUUUAAGCACAGUGACACAGGGCUGGAGGGUGACAUCUUAGAGAAAAUGAAGAUCGCCAAGGAACAUGAUCCAGAGAACUUGUACCUUGCUGCUCUUUACCUUGAGGCAUGUGCUCAGAAAGGAAAAAAAAUACAAGAUGAAGCAUGUCAGUUGGCCAGGAGGGUUUUAAGAAAGCCUGUCAGCAGCUAUAGCGGCAUAAAACCAUUGCUAAGACUGUACAUAAUCCAUGUAUCUAUGGAUGAGGCCAUUGAUUUGGCAGAGGAGGUUCUUGAAAGACAUCCAGAUGAACGUUAUCUGAAGAGCUGUGCUGCAAACUGCUACAAGAUGAGAAUCCUUUUACAGAAAGACAAUCCUCUGGAGCACAGCAUGAUCAACAGAGCGAUCAGCCUCUACAGGGAAGUGAUUUGUUUUUACCCCUUUUCUUCAUUUAAAAGGAAAAUAACUCUUGCAAACAUAUACGCACAGCUGAAUUACCAAAGUGAAGCUGACCAGACAUACAAGGAACUUCUAGAAAGUGCUACGGAUCCUGAUGGGGCACAGAUGCUUUAUAACUACUAUGCAAAGUAUGUACAUUUUAUUCAAAAGGAGCGUUACAAGUCAAUAGAAUAUCAUAUGAGGGCAGCAGCAAUACCAAUACAAACUUUCUAUCGGGAGAACAGCAUCAGAACUCUGGAGAGGAUUAAAGAAAGAAACAGAAACCGAAUGUGUGGAGAAAUAGAAAAGUUUCUGGCUAGCCUGCAAGGCUAAGAAACAUGUAAUAAAGAGGCAACCUCUACUGCACCAGCUUAAUGACAGUACAAGGUCUAAACCCAGAAUAAAAGUAAGGUCAGAGAGAGUAGGACAAUCUGUUUGUAAGGAAGAAACAUUUUUUGCCCAAUUUAUGGUAAUUUUCACACAUAAUGUCUGCACCUCUGGUUUGAUUUUGUAGACCAGAAUCUCUCCAGGUUCACUUCACCUUCUUUUCACUGUAUUUUGCCAUUUAAGCUUGCUGUAGGUAGAUCACAUGACAUUGAUAAAUAUACAUAUAUAUGAAUAUACCUGAUGAAAAGAUGGCAAGUGGAGAAGAAAGAUGAGGUGUUGUGGUACUUUUUGUGUUCACAUGAAAUCUGAACAAUUCUAUUUUGGUUUUCUUUUUAUUUGUGGGUCAAUUUACCUACAGGCCACAUCAACAUGGAUAAAGAAAUUAUUGAAGUUGCCAUCUUGUUCCAAGUGACAGUUACUCAUAAUUGAAAGCAGUAAAGGUCUGACAGUUCCAGAGGAACUACAGUAUGGACAGAAAGAGGACUGAGGCCUCAUAAGAGCUGAAGACCAGAAAGAGAACUAAGCCUGCUUUCAAAUCAACCUGCAAAGUGAAAGCAAAAAGAACUGAGUCUCUUUUCUGUUGUUUCACUUUUUGGCCCACUUUAAUGGGACCCUUGUUUAAAAGGACUAUAUGAAAAUGCACUUAGUUGCACAAGGAAAAUAACUCAGUUUCCUGAGCACAAAAUGCAGCCAAUUGAGAGCUACCACUUAUCAAGUAGAAUAAUCUGGCACCAAGUGGAGGUUGAGUGAGAGAGAAUAAAAAGAAGAGUCUAAUGAACAGAUAGGGAACAGAUGUGGAGAAAUGCCAGGUGCUGAGGAUAUUUAAGACAAACCCACAAAACACACAUGCACACACAUACACACCAGGGAGAAGAAGACACAACAGAAAGAGGAAGGAGGAAAAAUAAGUAGUGUCAUGACUUGAACUGUUAUUGAGCUGUUAUUGAAACUUAUUUGAGGCUUCUUCUGAAAAACUUCCUCUGUUCCUUGUAAAUACUGCCCAUUCAAUCUCCCUAUGAAUAAGAAUUACAUAUCAAACACACCUGCCCCAAGAUCUAAAUAGUUAAAUACUAACGAGUCUGUAACUAGAGCUCUUGGUCAGUGUGUUUGCUUUCACAUUUACUGUUCUUAUAUUUUAGAUUUAACUUUUGUCAAAUCAUAUCUGUUGAUUUACAUUUUUCUUGUGAGUGACAGUUUAUAGUAUUUAUCAUUCUUAUGCUGCUCUCUUACAUUAAACUCAAUGAGACCUUUACCAAAUUUGAUUGAAAAAGGGAAAAUUAUGCCUUCUCUUUGUGUUGAACAUUAUGCUUUACUGCUGGUUUGCUCAGUUACAUUACCACAAAUCAGAUGACACACUUUGUGGCCAGUUAAAAGCCCAGCCUUAGUCUUAAUGUGAAUGUAAAUGUGGUCUAAAUAAUGUAAUUAGUAAAAGCAAGAGAAGCUGCUGUCAUCUGGAGGUGGAAAUGGCGAGGAGUGAUGGCAGUGAGAAGAAGGAAGGAGAAUGGAGUAGAGUCAAGAGGAUAGUGAGGGUUAAGGAGAAGAGUGAGAAAGACGGAACAGGGACGAGUUGUUCGGAUCGCUAUCUUGUUUUGUUGUUGUUCUUUGUCUUUUCCUAGUUUUCCAGUGAUUCGUCUGUUUCCUGUUUGUGUGAGUUACCAGUUCAACUUGGAGUGGAGUGGGGCAGAGCAGGCUGUUCCCCCUAUCACUCGCCUUCCCACACCAAUUUCCUCAUCAGCCACGGCACUAUUUAAGACCGACUUUCCCAGUCUACCAUCGCCAGAUUUUACCGUCUCCCAAGUGGUAUUCAGUCAGUCCUUCUGCAUUUUUGCUGCGUUAUUUUUCAUGUUGCUGAAUCUAUACUAUUUUUUCUGUAUCCAGGUUCACCUGCCUGCCUCUGCCCACUCUACUCC